Messenger RNA from Cotesia congregata, 2112 nucleotides. NCBI's taxonomy places the organism in Eukaryota, Metazoa, Arthropoda, Insecta, Hymenoptera, Braconidae. The record is from the annotation of a GenBank genome assembly.
AUGUUGUACUAUUUGGUAGCUUUCUGUGCCAUUGCUGGAGCUUAUGCUCAAACCAUGCCAAAUGGUUCUUGUCCGACGUUCAAAGCCAACAGUGUCAACGCUAAACUAAUGGUUGGAAAAUGGUACGAUUGGGGACGUAGCAGCAAUAAUGCCUUGAACGGACAAAGAUGUGGAUACGAAAACUGGAACCAACCCUCAAACGUACCAAAUGUUGGAACCAUCUCAGUAAACCACGCCAUCCUCGACACCGACUACAAUAGAUACGUCAUCUACUACCAAUGUCUCAACCUAGGAUCCACCUACUCCAUCUCCCUUUGGAUCAAGACCAGAGACCAAUACCCAGGAUCUAAAGUAGAAAACCAAGUCUAUAAUGCAUUGAACAAAUUCGGUCUCUCUUGUAUUGUGAAAAGUUGUCCUAGUGGACGCAAACUAAAAACUACAAAAAAUGAUCCGUCUCAGCAUCUGUCUUUUUUCCAACCUUCUACACCGGCAAGAUUAGACAAGUGGCAAAAGUGUUUGGGUAUUAAAUUAAAAGCCACUAAUAAUAUUUGCCAUCUUCAUUUUAAAGAAGAACAUAUAAAAUUGUACGAUAAGUUUAUCAUUAAUGGAGAGGUCAAGAUUUUUCAAACAGUGAAAAAAAAGCUAAAACCUGAAGCUUUGCCAACAAUCGAGCAUCAAUUUAUUCCUAUACCAUUAUAUGAGCUCCAAGCAAGUAUUAUUAAUCAACGACAAAAAUCAACUUCAUGCCACAAUUACUGUGAAGACGAUCAGCAGGAUCGUAUGCAAAACAGCUGCAUUGAGCAACAGGAAUUAUUAGAUGAUCUAAAUAUUUCUAAUAAUGCUACAAAUUACAGUCAACAAAUAGAACAGGACUUGGAAAAGUCUCUGUUGAGUCAGCAGUCAUAUGACAGUUUAAAUAGUCACGUAGAAAACGAAACAACUGUAAAACCAAUAGAGAGUAUAGGAGAUAUCCAGAAAUGCCCAAUGUUACCGCAGUUUUGGAUGCGUGUAGAUAAACCAGACGGACUAGAAUUUUUGCGAAUGGAUCCAUCAGCCAAGAAAACGAAAAAUCAUAUACGUCUAAAUGAGGAUUUAUCAUUAACCGUUAUUUUUUCUAAUGGUGAAGAAUUGUCUCUUGACGUUAAAAUUAAUUCUUUCAAAAAUAUUUGCGAGUUCUUAAAAUCUGUGGAAAGAUGGCCAUUAUGCGUUGGUACUCAAAUAGACAGUAAUAAGUACUCACAAGUGUGUAAAGGUGUAAUUAUAAGUGACGAUGCUUACCAAAGAAAUCAAAGAAAUCCAAGAUGUAAAUCAUGUCGAAUUUUACGGAAACGCUUACAAAGCCGUAAAUCUACUUCAAUUGUUUUAGAGAAAAGUACUGCUCUAAAACGGCGGGCUUCAAGCCUUAAAAAACAAAACAAACGUCUGAAGAGAAUGGAAACGACCACCCUGAUCCAAAAAUGUUUGCCCAAGUCUAUCGUUUGGCUUCUUGUUUUUCUCUCGUACGUCCUCCAAAAGGAUCUAAUAAUGUUGUACUAUUUGAUCGCUUUUUGUGCCAUUGCUGGGCUCGGAGCUUCGGCUGAAGUUCAAACUCCGUAUGGAGUCACUCAAUAUGAACCCUCUCAAGAUGGUGCUUGUCCGAAAGUCCGUUCCUUCAACGUCAACUUAAACCAAAUGUCUGGCAGAUGGUUUUUACAAUUGAUUAGCAGCAACACUGGUCUUCAACAUGAUACUGAAACUUGCAAACGGGAUUAUUGGAUGCGGCCUAAUGGAAAUAAAGUACAAGUUGUUUUGUCUGCCUAUUCACCAAUACUCGGCCGUUACUCAGAAGUUCUCACUGAUCUUUCAUUUAAUCGUAAUAAUUACAACAUGACCGUCAUACCACCAAUUAUCGAAAACUUUACUGUCAAGCACACCGUUCUUGAUACAGAUUAUAGGAGCUACGUCAUCUAUUAUGGAUGCGUCAGCGAUGGAACUAGCUCUGUUCCCGCAUUUUGGGUCAAGACACGUGAGCAAUAUCCAAGAUUUUCGGUAAGGAACAUUGCUCAAAAUGCCUUGAGAAGAAAUGGUUUCCCAUACCUCGACUUUUCUGAAACCAGCCAACAAAACUGCUAA